UCCCUCCCUCCUUCCUAGGACUGUCCUCUCGCCGCAGCAAGGUCGCGCAGGCGCAGAGAGGCGCGGGGCCGAAGCAGUGUCCGAGAUCGGGCAUAACCAAGAUGUCGCGGGGUUCGGGGCUGCAGCCCAGAGACCUCCCCGAGGAGGUGAUCGGCUACACACCGGAGGAGAAGCUCCGGCGCCAGCAGCUGCGGGAGCUCCGGCGCCGCUGGCUCAAAGACCAGGAGCUGAGCCCCCGGGAACCGGUCCUUCCCCCGCGGAAGCUCGGCUUUGUGGAAGCUUUCUGGCAGCGCUUCCUUCAGCCCGAGAAGUUGUGGAAGAGACAGGUAUUCAAAAUCUACAAUGCUGGAAAAUUUACUAUAAUUAACCUUAUUAUUCCUCUGUGGAUUGCCCAUUAUCUUGUCAAAUAUCAUGCCCAGGUAUGUAUGUAUGUAUGUAUGUAUGUAUGUAUGUAUGUA
Thamnophis sirtalis is the source of this 458-nucleotide messenger RNA. RefSeq names its product NADH:ubiquinone oxidoreductase subunit B6 (gene NDUFB6). Lineage: Eukaryota; Metazoa; Chordata; Lepidosauria; Squamata; Natricidae. Gene Ontology annotation, biological process: mitochondrial electron transport, NADH to ubiquinone; mitochondrial ATP synthesis coupled electron transport. The record is from RefSeq and is a predicted model, not a curated record. Gene Ontology annotation, cellular component: respiratory chain complex I.